This is a messenger RNA of Linnemannia hyalina, 702 nucleotides long. Lineage: Eukaryota; Fungi; Mortierellomycota; Mortierellomycetes; Mortierellales; Mortierellaceae. The record is from the annotation of a GenBank genome assembly.
AUGUUCUCCACUUACCCAGGACAGGUCGUCGUCGACCACCCCGUCAAGGUCCCUAUCGAGCACCGCUUCGACCCCUAUGUCGACAAUGGCGGUACCUUGUUGUCCAUUGCCGGUGAGGACUUCUGCGUUGUCGCUGCCGAUACUCGACUAAGCGAGGGAUACUCGAUCAACUCGCGUUAUGUUCCCAAGUCGGUCAAAUUGUCCGACAAGACCGUUAUCUCGAUGGGAGGCUGCUACGCUGACUGCCUGACCCUUACAAAGAAGAUCCAACAGAGCAUGGAGUGGUACCACCACGCUCACGGAAAGACAAUGUCGACAGCUGCAGUUGCACAGAUGCUUUCGAUCAUGUUGUACCAGAAGCGCUUCUUCCCCUUCUACAGUUGGUGCAUCUUGGGUGGUUUAGACGAGGAGGGCAAGGGAGCAGUCUACACCUACGACCCCGUUGGAUCCUAUGAGCGCGAGUCCUGCAGAUGUGCCGGCUCUGCCUCAUCACUCAUCCAGCCUUUCUUGGACAACCAGAUCGGCUUCAAGAACCAGGCGUCGCAGAAGAAGACUCUGUCCCUGGACCAGGUCUUGCGCAUCACAAAGGAUUCGUUCACAUCUGCAACGGAGCGUGAUAUCUACACUGGUGACUACCUCGAGCUGUUUGUGAUCACCAGCAAGGGUGUUGAAGUUCAGAAGAUGGAUUUGAAGAAGGAUUAA